This is a messenger RNA of Aspergillus nidulans FGSC A4, 342 nucleotides long. RefSeq lists its product as uncharacterized. Lineage: Eukaryota; Fungi; Ascomycota; Eurotiomycetes; Eurotiales; Aspergillaceae. The coding region runs from base 1 to 342 and encodes 113 amino acids. The record is from RefSeq and is a predicted model, not a curated record. The transcript is spliced from 3 exons.
AUGUCUAGUGCAGAUAUGGUCCAGAUACCCACGUGCAACAGACACACGCCUAUCAUUUGGCCCUAUAUUUGCGCGACUGCUGAUUCGCAACUCCUAGGAAGGUCAAGAAAUACCGGAUGGGCCCGCACCCUUGCUGUGCGCUUUCAAACCGACGUUUUUCCGGUAGAGCCAUCCUUAUAUGGGGCGUGGGCUGACUCGGCGAUAGCUUGUCUCCUUCGGGAUUGUUCGUACCAGUCUUUCAAUGGUAGGAGAUACCCUAUCCGCAGAAAACACUUGUUCCAAGGAUGUACUUACUGGAUUGUUGGCCUUCUGAGGUCCAAGGGUGCUGAAGCGCUGAAGUAG